Molecule: messenger RNA, 1463 nt
Organism: Impatiens glandulifera
Lineage: Eukaryota; Viridiplantae; Streptophyta; Magnoliopsida; Ericales; Balsaminaceae
Product: probable BOI-related E3 ubiquitin-protein ligase 3
Exons: 4
Coding region: 71-1057 (328 amino acids)
Molecular function (GO): ubiquitin-protein transferase activity
Source: RefSeq, a predicted model, not a curated record
ACACCAUUUCAGCUCUCUAAAGAUUUGCAGAUUACAGAUUCUUCAUUCUCUCUCUAUAUGUAUAUUCGCCAUGGCUAACCAUUGGCUUCAACAAUCCAUCCAACAGCAACAUCAUCAGCAUCUGGUUCAUCAAUCAGAAACUUUCAAAAACUUAUACAACACAAACAGCGGUCAGAUUUCCCCUCCUGUCGCGUACUUCAGCGGAAAUGAUCUCCCUGAUCAAUCUCAACAUCCUCCUUACAUCCCUCAAUUUCAUGUCGCUGGUUUAGCUCCUUAUCCUGUGCCUGGAUCAGAUGGAAGCGAUGGAGUUCCAUGGAAUUAUGGGUUUGAGCCGAGAAAGAAGAGAUUGAAAGAGCAGGAUUUCUUUGAGAAUAAUUCCCAGAUUUUACCGGUUGAUUUCUUUCAGACACGAUCAGUGUCAACUGGGUUAGGUUUGUCUUUGGAUAAUGGUCGAUUGGGUUCAUCUGGUGAUUCAUCAUUUCGUGGUAUUAUUCGUAAUGAGAUUGAUAGUCAGUUGCUCAAACAUAAUGCUGACAUUGAUCAAUAUCUCAGAGUUCAGGUUGAGCAAUUGAGGCAAGAAAUACUAGAAAAGGUUGAGACAAACCAGAUGCGUACAAUCUCAUAUGUCGAACAAAAGGUUAUUGAGAAACUGAGAGUAAAAGAAGACGAAGUUGAAAACAUCAAUAAGAUGAAUAUGAAGCUUGAGCAUCAAAUUGAACAGUUUGCUGUUGAAGCUCAUAUGUGGCAGCAAAGGUCUGAGUACACCGAAAACAUGAUUAAUGAACUCGGGUUCAGUCUCGAACAGAUUAAUGCACGAACAGGAGGAGAUAGUAAAGAAGGCUGCGGAGACAGUGAAGUUGACGACACUGCUUCUUGCUACAACGACCAAACGAGGCCUACAACGACGGUGACGUGUAAAAUCUGUAAAGCAAAAGGAGUGUGCAUGUUAUUGCUGCCUUGUAAACAUCUUUGCCUUUGUAAAGACUGCGAAAAUGGAAUUAGGGUUUGCCCCAUUUGUCAAUCGUUGAAGAUUAUGAGCCUCGAAGUCUUUGUGUAGCAGUGCUCUUGGUAAGACUAUGUCACAUAUAAAUUUGUAGACAAGUUUAUUAUUAUUAUCUCACUGUCAGUCGUCAUGAUCCCCACUUCAAACAUGGUGCUUUCAGAGAGAAUCGAAUUUGAAGAGGAUUUAGAUUGUUAGAAUAGUUUAAAAAAAAACAUAAAAUUUCUGCAGCAAUCAUAUUUGCUUUCUAGGAACUCUUUGGUUAUUAGAUUAUGUGGAUUUGAUAUUAUUUAAAUAAGUUAUUUGAUUCUUAAGAGAGUUUAGACUUGUAUAUACAUGUUAUAGUUUAUACAAGUCUCUGAAAACUCAUAUGCAAGAUGUUCAGAGAUAUGGAUUCAGACUUUGUAUUAUUAUGUGGUCAAAUAUUGAGCCCAUUUGUAUAUUAUGAUUUUGUUUAUGUAAA